This is a messenger RNA of Suillus paluster, 886 nucleotides long. RefSeq lists its product as uncharacterized. The transcript is spliced from 2 exons. NCBI's taxonomy places the organism in Eukaryota, Fungi, Basidiomycota, Agaricomycetes, Boletales, Suillaceae. Bases 333 to 845 code for a protein of 170 amino acids. The record is from RefSeq and is a predicted model, not a curated record.
UAUACAGCUUGACUAUUCUGUGGAUCCUCCAUUCGGGAAUUGUCCAUUGAUGCCCAGAUAAGUAUCACUGGACAGUGACGGAUUCGGUGGACAUGAAGAGUCCCCUGCCAGUAGAUGUCCCACUGUUUUUUUCAACAAUUGAGGAUCAGCGCGCUCGAUAUUAAGAUUACAAGUCAUGAAUUGUCCACAACUUCAUAUGUGGCUGUGUGACGGUAACCCCAUAAAUACGGACCUCAGGCCUUAGUACUCAGUCUCAUCGAUUCCUCACGUUGAAUACCACUGCAAGCCCCACAAAACUUAGCAGAAGUUAUCCUUGCUUCUUUGUCAAGACCAUGUCUUCUCUCCUCUCGAAGUCGUUUGAUGCCGGGGAUUCCAUCAGACGACGACCCUUCAAGCUUGUCCGUCCCAAAAGGCAGUCUCAUCUUCAGUUCUACGGAUAUGCAGUCUCUCGUGAAUGGCUUAUCCAGUUUGCGGAACAAAACUGGCCAGCAGAUGAGUUGCCCGAUCGCAAUGCCAAAGACUAUGAGGACAUUGCCGCGACGCGAGCAUACAAACUCAUUGCGGAUUUGUCGUCCAUCUGCAGUUUAGGACGCAAAACUUGUUUCAAUCCCAAGGGUGGCUCGGUGCCUCCUUACUGGAUCGCUGUAUAUGAUGGUGAUUACGACGAUGAACUCGAUGACGAAGAACUCAUGAACAUUCAAAUUGACACCGUUGUCGUCCUCUCUGUGUGCUCGGACGAAGAAGACUCCUUUGAAGAGCGUCCGACGCAGGGACAGAUGGAUUUCAUGACAAAGUUGAUUGGGCAUGGACCACAGUGGUGGAUGGGUUGUAGGAGUACAUAUUGAGCUCAAGUGCCAAUGGAUUGAACAUGGAACGAGCUGUGUCG